This is a messenger RNA of Lotus japonicus, 1894 nucleotides long. Its product is annotated as aldehyde oxidase GLOX-like. Bases 12 to 1703 code for a protein of 563 amino acids. The record is from RefSeq and is a predicted model, not a curated record. The transcript has a single exon. NCBI's taxonomy places the organism in Eukaryota, Viridiplantae, Streptophyta, Magnoliopsida, Fabales, Fabaceae.
CCAAACUAACCAUGGCGUCAUUGUUCAAGAUCAAGAACAAUGCCUCUUCUUCUCUCUUCUUCACCAUGAUCACCUUCUUGCUGUUCUGCAUCACCACAACAUGCAGCAGCACAGGGGGGCACUGGGUUCAGCUACAACGCAGCAUAGGCAUCUCAGCCAUGCACAUGCAGGUCAUGAACGACAACAAGGUGGUCAUCUUCGACCGCACCGACUUCGGCCCAUCCAACAUCUCCCUCUCCAACGGCCGCUGCCGCUUCAACCCCCGUGACAUGGCCCUCAAGCUCGACUGCACCGCCCACUCCGUCCUCUACGACCUCACCACCAACACUUUCCGCCCUCUCACCAUCCAAACCGACGCAUGGUGCUCCUCCGGCGCCCUCACCCCCGACGGCACCCUCCUCCAAACCGGCGGCUUCAACGACGGCUACCACAAGCUCCGCACCUUCACCCCCUGCCCACAACACAACCUCUGCGACUGGCUCGAACUCCCCCAGAAUCUCACCUCCCCUCGCUGGUACGCCUCCAACCAAAUCCUCCCCGACGGAAGAAUCAUCGUCGUCGGAGGACGCAACGCCUUCACCUACGAAUUCGUCCCCACUCGCGACACGGCGUCGUUUCACUACCUCCGAUUCUUGCGCCUCACGCGUGACCCGAACCCGGGUGAAGAGAACAAUCUUUACCCGUUCUUGCAUCUCUUACCCGACGGCAACCUCUUCAUCUUCGCCAACCGCCGCUCCGUCCUCUUCGACUACAACCGCCACAGAAUCCUCCGGGAGUAUCCAAUCAUGCCGGGGAUCGAGAAAAGAAACUACCCCAGCACCGGGUCAUCCGUUUUGCUUCCAUUGAACCUCACCGGGUUCGGACCAGACAGGACCCGUUUACCCGUCGCCGAGGUGAUGAUCUGCGGCGGCGCUUACCCCGGCGUGUUCACCUUGGCCAGAAGGUUCAGAGUGUUUCUUGAAGCCUCCAGAACGUGCGGGAGGAUUCGGGUCUCCGACCCGAAACCCGGAUGGGUAAUGGAAACCAUGCCCAUUCCUCGGGUAAUGCCCGAUAUGAUCUUGCUGCCUACAGGGAACGUGAUGAUCUUGAACGGCGCAGCAAAUGGUACCGCAGGGUGGGAAAACGCGGCGAACCCGGUUUUUUACCCGGUUCUAUACAGACCCGGUUUGCCUGACCCGUUACAGAGGUUCCAGCUUCUAUCUCCGGCGAACACUCCGAGAAUGUAUCAUUCCGCGGCGGUGCUGUUGCCAGAUGGAAGGGUGUUAGUAGGUGGCAGCAACCCACACCGGGUUUACGAUUUUCGGGGCCCGUACCCGACUGAAUUGAGCUUGGACGUGUACUACCCGGAUUAUUUUGAGCCUGAAUCGGAGCCGCUGCGGCCUUCGAUUAUUGCGGUGGAGGCGGUGAACAAUACGGCGCCGUAUGGUGGCUUGUUUGCCGUGACGUUCUCAUUGCGGGAUUACCGUGCGGUUCCAGGGGUCAGUGUGACCCUGGUGGCGCCGUCGUUCACGACGCACUCGUUUGCUAUGAACCAGCGGGUGGUGGUGUUGGAUGUUGUGGCGGUGGAUGAGGUGGCGCCGUCUUCUUACAAGGUUACGGUGCGUGGGCCACCAUCUCUCACGGUGGCCCCACCUGGGUACUACAUGCUUUAUAUUGUCCACGCUGGAAUUCCAAGUGUUUCGGUCUGGGUUCAGGUUAGAUGAGUGAUGGAUAGCUUUGGUUUUUUUUUUGGGUUUAUGGUUUUGGAAUGCAAACAAAACUUUGGUUUGAGCCCAAAACAUGAAAGAGGGGUGGGUUUGAAUUUUGGAACCAAAAAAAUAGGUUUCAGACACUAUUCUUUUGGCAUCAAUUGUUGUACAUUCUUUAAAUUCCUUUUUUCAUUUCAUUAGUGAUA